Molecule: messenger RNA, 1395 nt
Organism: Fonsecaea erecta
Lineage: Eukaryota; Fungi; Ascomycota; Eurotiomycetes; Chaetothyriales; Herpotrichiellaceae
Exons: 6
Coding region: 1-1395 (464 amino acids)
Biological process (GO): secondary metabolite biosynthetic process
Molecular function (GO): FAD binding; monooxygenase activity
Source: RefSeq, a predicted model, not a curated record
AUGAUUAUGGUAGCGGAGGAACCCUUCGCAAAGUCCAAGACUGGCAUCAAGGUGAUCAUUGUUGGAGCAGGUUUCGGCGGGCUCACGGCGGCGAUAGAAUGCCAUCGUCAGGGUCAUCAGGUGGAAAUAUAUGAGUCGUUCCCGGUGCUUAAGUCUUUGGGAGACAUCAUAUCCUUUGGCUCAAAUGCUGGUCGAAUCUUUCGUCGAUGGGGCGUCGAUGGCUCAAUAGCCAAGACCAUGAGAGCCCUGAGUAUCGACCUCGUCAAGCAUGGAUUCAAAAUCCACAAGUACACCGGAGAGCAUAUCAUCACCCAACAUACACCGCCAAUGGACCCCGAUGCGCCAGUUUUCAAUGGCCACCGUGGAGAGCUGCAUGAGGUUAUCUUCAACUACGCCAGAGACGACCUCAAAAUCCCUAUCCACUUGGGCCAGAGAGUCGAGAAGUACUUUGAAGAGGACGACAAAGCUGGGAUCGAACUAGCGAGCGGUGAAAGAGUAUAUGGCGAUAUGGUAGUCGGAUCGGAUGGCGUAAGGUCAAAAGCACGGGAGCUUGUCCUGGGUUACGUCGACAAGCCUAAGAGCAGUGGCUAUGCGGUCUUCCGCGCUUGGUUCCCCAACACCGAUAUGAUUGCCGACCCUAGGACGAAGCAUUUCUGCGACAACGGCGAUACAUUUCAAGGCUGGAUCGGGCAGGACGUGCACUUCCUUUUCUCAACCAUCAAGAAUGGAAGUGACUGCUGUUGGGUGCUAACACACAGAGACGAGGCGGAUAUUGAUGAAUCCUGGUCAUUCCCUGGAAAGUUAGAGGAUGUCUACAAGGUCUUCGAGGGGUGGGAUCCUCUCUGCAAAAUCAUCGUCUCGAAAACGCCGGAAAGCCACCUUGUCGACUGGAAGUUGGUGUACCGAGACCCGCUCCCGACAUGGGUCAGCAAAGGUGGCCGUAUCGCCUUGCUAGGUGAUUCAGCACAUCCUUUCCUCCCAACCUCAGCUCAGGGAGCCACACAAUCGAUGGAAGACGGCGUCACUCUCGCCAUUUGCCUUAGGCGCGCGGGGAAAGGUCAGAUUCCAGAUGCCGUCCGGACAUAUCAGAGGAUUAGGUACGACCGUGUGAAAGCAGUACAGAAGACUGGAGAAACGACACGAGACAUGUGGCACAAGGCGGAUUGGGACAAGGUCAAGGAGGACCCUAGUUCGGUGCAAUUCCCGCGCGAGGACUGGAUCCACAUGCACGACGCCGAAAAACACGCCGAGGAAGUCUUUGACGAGAACUUUGCUGCAGUUCAGGCUGCGGAAAAGGGUGUUCCUGACAAGCUGGUGAGCGGAGUGGACACGAUUAAUGGCGUCAAUGGCGUGCAUGAGGUGACUGCCGUCAAUGAAAUGAAUGGUACUCACUGA